GGGAGUUGCCCCGGAACCAAUACGCACAUACUGCUAUUUUCUUUUCUUUUUUUACCUCCGUAAAAGCUAGCUUUAGCUUUUACUAGUUAGCUGGGUUGUACAAAAUGUGGUUGUUGCAGGAGCAAUAGCUAAAUUGCUUUGCAAUGUUUUGUUGUGAAGAAGUAUUGCACUUAACCUACAGGUUUAGAUUACAUUAUUACUAGCUCGCAAAACACGAGACGCGAGUAAGAAAAAAAAACACUUUACAAACUAGCUAGCUACAUAGCUAGCUAUUUGUCCAAUUUAAUGGAGUGCCCCCAUUUGAACUCCAAUGUGUGCAUUGCCAUCGAUUCUUCAAGGUUUCCGAAUGGUUUGCCGUCUUCCUGGUGCUGCAACGUCUGCAGGUCAAACAAAAGCCCAUGGGUUUGUCUUAUCUGUAUGAAUGUGCAUUGUGGAAGAUAUGUGAAUGGACAUGCAAAAAAACACUUUGAAGAAAGUGUGGUCCAUGGAAAUCAUCAGAAGAAAUGUGAGAAGGAAGAGAAGGAAAAGGCAUCACACUCUGUCUGCAUGGACUGUUGUAAUUACAGCACAUUUUGUUACAGAUGCGAUGACUUUGUUGUAAAUGACACAGUGUUAGGACAGGUUCAGAAGUUGAGGGAGCAUCUUCAGAUUUUGGAAAAUUCACCAUUGACUGUUGAUAAGCAAAGAAAAAGGAAACUAUUAGAAACCUCAUCACCAAACAGAAAACUGUUAAAGGACAAUGGUGGGACCUCGGCUCUCGCUGCCACCGGCCUGCGAAACCUGGGAAACACGUGUUUCAUGAAUGCCAUCCUGCAGUCCCUGAGCAACAUUAAGCAGUUCAGCUGCUAUUUCAAGGAGUUGCCAGUAGUGGCACUGCGCAGUGGUAAAACGUCAGGAAGGAGAAUGUACCACACCCGCAGCCAAGGGGACACCAGUGUGUCCCUUGUGGAGGAGUUUAGAAAAAUCCUGUGCUCCCUAUGGCAGGGGAGCCAGAGCGCCUUCAGUCCAGAUUCCUUUUUCUAUGUGGUGUGGAAAAUAAUGCCAAGUUUCAGGGGCUACCAGCAGCAGGAUGCUCAUGAGUUCAUGCGUUACUUGCUGGACCAUCUCCACCGUGAGCUCCAGAGCAGCUGCAACGGGCCUGUUCACCUAGCGCCGCCUCAGGAGGGCCUCAAACUCCCAACUACAGGAGCCAAAUGCUGCAUAAAUGGGACCUCCACAGUUGUCACAUCCAUAUUUGGUGGAGUGCUUCAGAAUGAAGUUUACUGCCUGAUCUGUGGAACAGAGUCUAGGAAGUUUGACCCAUUCCUUGAUUUGUCUUUAGACAUUCCCAGCCAGUUCAGACAGAAGAGGACUAAGGACCAAGAGCCUGGGCCUACCUGCACCUUACGUGACUGCCUACACAGUUUCACAGACCUGGAAGAACUUGACGAGACAGAACUGUACAUGUGCCUUAAGUGUAAAAAAAGACAAAAAUCUACAAAAAAGUUCUGGGUCCAGAAGCUGCCAAAGGUUUUGUGUUUGCACCUUAAAAGAUUCCAUUGGACGGCGUAUCUAAGGAAUAAAGUGGACACCUAUGUGGAAUUCCCGCUUCGAGACCUGGACAUGAAGGGAUUUUUGCUUGAGCCGGAGAAUUAUCUGCCAGAGAGCUGCCUAUAUGACCUUGCUGCUGUGGUGGUGCAUCAUGGGUCAGGGGUGGGAUCAGGGCAUUACACUGCGUAUGGCAGCCACGAUGGCCACUGGUACCACUUUAAUGAUAGCACUGUGACUUUAACUGAAGAGGAAACUGUGGUGAAGGCAAAAGCCUACAUCCUCUUCUAUGUGGAGCGGCCAGACAAGGCUGCCUCUGAUGCAACUGCAUCGGAAACUGCUGUCUGCGUGAAGACUGCCUCGGAAUUGGCCGCCUCGGACUCUGUUGCCAUGGGCACUGCUGACUUAGAAACAGACUCUUAGGCUGUGUCAAACAUGGCUGACUUGAAGGUUGACACCAAGCUUUAAAACCUGUUGCAUGUUGGAGCGUUUAGGCUUCACGGCCCCAGAUCAGUUGUCGCCCCUCACUCUUUCUUCACCUCAAUGGCUUGGCUAUGGAUUUACUUGUCUUAUUUGCUUUACGUUACAUUCCUCUAUUGAGACAGACUGCUCCUGUUAGAUUCUAAACAUGAUGGUAAAAUCUUUGGCUCU
Messenger RNA from Hypomesus transpacificus, 2178 nucleotides. RefSeq names its product ubiquitin specific peptidase 3 (gene usp3). Gene Ontology annotation, cellular component: cytoplasm. Gene Ontology annotation, molecular function: cysteine-type deubiquitinase activity; zinc ion binding. The transcript has 15 exons. The coding region runs from base 286 to 1950 and encodes 554 amino acids. NCBI's taxonomy places the organism in Eukaryota, Metazoa, Chordata, Actinopteri, Osmeriformes, Osmeridae. The record is from RefSeq and is a predicted model, not a curated record. Gene Ontology annotation, biological process: protein deubiquitination.